Molecule: messenger RNA, 3836 nt
Organism: Varanus komodoensis (Komodo dragon)
Lineage: Eukaryota; Metazoa; Chordata; Lepidosauria; Squamata; Varanidae
Gene: FECH
Product: ferrochelatase
Exons: 11
Coding region: 113-1357 (414 amino acids)
Biological process (GO): heme biosynthetic process
Molecular function (GO): protoporphyrin ferrochelatase activity
Source: RefSeq, a predicted model, not a curated record
AGGGAAAGCAGGCAUGGGCAGCGAUGUGAGGAAACAGUCCAGUUAACUUGAGCAAGGAACUCUGCUGCUCUGGUUGCUGCACGGGAAGGGAAUCUAUUUAGUUAGCACAAACAUGGCUGCUGCCGCUGCUGCCUUCAGAGCCGCAAAUCGAGCCUUGCUCUCAUUUGCAAAGGGCAAGUGCUGCAGUCAAGGGAGAGUCCAGCUGCAUGCCAGAUGGCAGUCAACAGCAGCGGCUGUGCAGGCCGCCAAAGCAAAGCCUCAGGUCCAACCUGAAAAAAGGAAACCUAAAACAGGGAUCUUGAUGUUAAACAUGGGAGGUCCAGAGACGCUUGGAGAUGUCCAUGAUUUCCUGCUUAGACUUUUCCUUGAUAAAGACCUAAUGACACUUCCGGUUCAAAACAAACUGGCACCCUUCAUUGCAAAGCGGCGCACUCCGAAAAUCCAGAAACAGUACAGUCGGAUUGGUGGAGGAUCCCCUAUUAAGAAAUGGACUGCUACUCAGGGAGAAGGCAUGGUGAAAUUGCUGGAUGAAAUGUCUCCUCACUCUGCUCCUCACAAGUAUUACAUUGGUUUCCGCUACGUCCAUCCCCUGACAGAGGAAGCGAUUGAAGAGAUGGAGGAAGAUGGUGUCGAAAGGGCUAUCGCGUUCACCCAGUAUCCACAGUACAGCUGUUCCACCACAGGGAGUAGUUUAAAUGCUAUUUAUCGCUACUAUAAUGCGAAAGGGGAGAAGCCAAAGAUGAAGUGGAGCACUAUUGAUAGGUGGCCAACGCAUCCCCUUCUCAUUCAGUGCUUUGCAGACCACAUACAGAAGGAACUGGGCCUGUUUCCACCCGAUAAGAGAAAAGAUGUUGUUAUCCUUUUCUCUGCCCAUUCUCUGCCCAUGUCUGUGGUCAAUCGUGGCGACCCAUAUCCGCAAGAGGUAGGAGCUACUGUUCAGAGGGUAAUGGAGAAGCUCAAUUAUUCCAACCCAUAUCGGCUUGUAUGGCAAUCCAAGGUUGGCCCUAUGGCCUGGUUGGGUCCACAGACAGAUGAGACUAUCAAAGGGCUUUGCCAAAGGGGAAAGAAGAACAUCUUGUUGGUUCCAAUCGCAUUUACCAGUGACCACAUCGAAACACUCUAUGAAUUGGACAUUGAAUAUGCGCAGGUCUUGGCCAAUGAGUGUGGAGUUGAAAACAUCAGAAGAGCAGAAUCCCUGAAUGGGAACCCACUGUUUGCCAAGGCUUUGGCAGACCUGGUCUACUCGCAUCUCCAGUCAAAUGAAAUAUGCUCCAAGCAGUUAACCCUCAGUUGUCCACUGUGUGUGAAUCCCACCUGCCGAAAGACAAAGUCAUUCUUUACUGGUGAAGAGUUGUGAGUGCGCCAUUGCAGAGGGAGAACCCCGGCAAGUUUGCUGGGGUGAUUUUGCAGAUUCUGCAAAGCCGGACCGUUUACUCGGCUUUCCCUUGCAGGCCGGCUUAAUCUAUGCUUUGCCUCCUGUGUGAAGCGAGUCCUGGGUGGGGUUUGCACUAGGAUUAAGGAGGAAUGAAUUUCGAAUGCUUUUUCUUUGUCUGUUGAGGGAACUUGCUUUGGAAGGGAUGCAACAUUUGAAGGGCUUCAUUCUUUGGGUUGUUGAGAAUGCUUGUCUUCCUAUAAUCUGAUAGGCAGCCAGGGACUCUUGGCACUCCAGAGCAUCAAGCCAGCGAUCAGCUGCUUUAUGAGCAGCACAUGCCAGAGGACAUUCUGUCCAUUACACUGAUUCCACAGUGCUGUUGUGUAAGGGACUGGUGGAAACGUGCAAGAAUUGGGUCUUCAGAGUGGCUGGAUACAGUUCUAGAGGGACUACUCCAAAGAUUUUGGUCAGAGGGUUGCAAUACAGAUGUUCUUGCAGAAUGCUCUUCAUAUACACUUGUCUUUACAGCAUUAUGCGAGUCCUUCCAAGUAAGUUACUAAUAUUUCUUUGGGUUUAAAAAAACAAACUAAGCUCUGUAGCUAACAUGCUUGCCAGCCUGUUGCUGUGACUGAUUUGUUUCUGAAUGGGUUUUGAAGAUCAACUGACACAUCUAAUAUAUUUUUUAAAAAUAGCAUGUAUAUAUUUUUUUAAAAUUCUGGAUUUCUUUCAUGUGGGUUUCUGCGCCCCAUUACCAAAUGCAGAAUUGAUUCUGCAGUAGCAUAGCAGGUCACAACUCCUUGGACAACGGAGUUACCCAGACAACGUUUACACAGUGUCAUUUGUUUUCUUUCUGGGGAGUUCAGUCUUGUGUGAUUUCCAUGUUCGUAUGAAGGUAAAGAGUUGUGGGGGGUUUUUUGUCCUGGGAAAGCAUAAUGUGAAAAAUGAUCCCGACUUCUAGUUUGGGGCACCAUUGUUGUGAGAGGACAAUUGCCAGGUCAGCUAGCAGAGGGCCGAGGUACCUCAACAACUUCUGGGUGAGAGUGAUCGAAAUACUUCAGGUGUACAAAAUGCUUGCACCUAGUAGUAUCAGCGGAGACUGGCUGCAGUUGACAACACCUUCUGUGAGCAAGUUGCAUGGGUGAUCUUCUCAUCUGAAACCCUGACGUGUGAAUAUGUUGCAGUACCGAAGAAUUACUCAGCGAGGGUUCAUAGGCACUGGCAACUGCCCACCAUCCAUAAACAGAUGGAGCUUAGGCACACAUUAACAGCAGCAUGUAGAAUGUGGUCCAUUGCUCAGUCAAUAGGGAUAAUGAGAAAAUAGAGACAAGUCGCUUAUAUUGCCCAUUGAAUGCCUAUAGUCUCCAUGUAAAUUGUGUGUUGCCUGGGGAUGAGAGCAGCCCCAAGAACAGAGUAAUGCAAAGCUGCGCAGAACCUAGUCAAGGUGGCCCAUUUGUGUCCCUUCCUCGUAUCACAUGAAGACGAAGCGUGUGCUCCGGGCUUUUGUGAGGAAUUCCGUAUUGACAGCCUGCAUGCCUUCUCCGUGAUGCUGCUUAUGACCAUCAGCGUUUACACGUAUACACAGUUCAGCAUGCACUAGUCACAAAGAUUUUGUGCAUGCACAUCCUUGCUAUGGGUGUUUCAUCCUUGCAACUGGAACUGUGCAGAGAUGUGGGCUAUAAUGCUUUCUGGCUCACUGCAUCUCAUUUACAACUGUAAAUGGGUAUCAUAUACAGGCAAGCUGUCAAAUUUGCAGGGAAGCUGUCAAAUUGGGUAAAUGCUGGCAUUUUAUAGGUAACUCUUACAAGGGAAAUUGUUUGCUAUGAGGGCUUUUUGAUAUUUUACACCAGAGCCUGGCAAAUGGCCUGUGCAGUAAAUGAUGGAAAUCCCAUUUGGACACUUACUUGAUAACUAUGUUGAGAAUUUCCUGUAAAUGCCAACAUUUUCUGCAAUUCUUUCAGGGCCUCUCCUCUCAAGGUACUAAGAAAUUCAAGCAUUUAUAAAUGUGUAUCAAAUGCUGAUGCUUUCUGUAAUAUGCACAGUUUCUUCGUUAAUGGGAAUGGUUCCAGGAACAAAGAAUUGUCCAAGCGGAGGUUGUCAUUUCUGUCCAAGAUCGGUGCUUCUGUGUGUGGACCCUCCUCUAGGUCACCAGCAUUCUGUCCUUCACGGAGGGCUUCCUUCUCUUUGAACAAGUGAGAAUAUGAGGCUGUUCUUCAGAGCUGCUUUAUAGAUCUGCUUAUCGUUUUCCAGCUGUCAAGCCACUGUGGUUUUUGCGGGAUUUCUAUGGAUGCAAAUUGAUCUGGAUUUAAUUCAUGUUGUCAAUUAAACCCCAAAUGAUCUAUUAGAAUGUUUUUUUUAACUUAUGGGGAACACACAAGACAGUGGGCAGCAAGCUUGUACAUCUUGUUGUUGGCAAGCAGAGGAUUAUAAAUUUUGUUAACUCAGACGAAUAAAAUGUUGGACUCUG